AUGGCUUCUACUAACUCCACAAUCACAUCCCCGCUAGACUCCUGGGAGACCUACGCCCCCUCCUGGGACAAAGGCAUGGGUGAUGAAGGAAACGAUUAUUUCCGCUUCCUCGAGCUUCCCAUCUUGGAGAAACUGGUCGGUAGAUUAGAGGGGUGCCAUGCCAUAGAUCUUGCAACGGGCAAUGGCAUUGUGGCUCGGUGGUUAGCCCAGAAAGGCGCUUCGGUCAUUGCAGCGGACGGUGCAGUCAAGAUGGUAGACCGCGCAAAGGCACGAACGUACAUCCUAGACGACCACAAGAUAUCCUUCCAUCGCCUCGACGUCACAGACCAGUCAUCCUGGGAUGAGUUCUUGGCAAUUGAUGAUAUUCACAUGGAUGGCGGCUUCGAUGUGAUCACCAUGAAUAUGGCCUUGAUGGACAUUCAUGAUCUGGAGCCAUUGGCAAGAUCUUUGAAAAAAUUACUCAAACCAAACGGAUGCUUCGUCGCUACUCUACUUCACCCAUUAUUCUUCACAACUGGGGCAGCCCGUCAGACAACGGUUCGCGAAGACCCGGAAACCGGUCAGCGAAGCGUCGACCGCUCUAUCGUUGUCAGCAAGUAUUUGAACGUUCCUCCCGCGAGACAGUUGGUGCUGAAAGGGGACACUGAGUCGCCGUACUUGUUCCACCGGCCUUUGAAUCAGCUGUUUGCGCCUUUCUUCAAAGCAGGUCUUGCUGUAGAUGCGCUCGAAGAGACCAAUUUCGACGAAAGUUUCCGUGACACUGUGCGGGAGCACUCAUCGAAGAACUUUACAGAGUUUCCAAAGGUACUUGGCUUCAGGAUGAGACCUAUGUCUGCGAUAUAA
This is a messenger RNA of Penicillium nucicola, 843 nucleotides long. Its product is annotated as class I SAM-dependent methyltransferase. The record is from RefSeq and is a predicted model, not a curated record. NCBI's taxonomy places the organism in Eukaryota, Fungi, Ascomycota, Eurotiomycetes, Eurotiales, Aspergillaceae. The coding region runs from base 1 to 843 and encodes 280 amino acids. The transcript is spliced from 4 exons.